AUGCCCGUAAUAUCAUCAAGACGCUACAGUUCCUACUUAACAUCACCAUCUUCAUCAUCAUCAUCAACAUCUAGUUCAGGAAUUGGUAGUGGUACUUAUCGUAGUACAAACUACACAUCAUCAUCGUCAUUAUCGUCAACAAAUCUCCCAUCAUCAUCACGUUAUAAUAGUUCAAGUGAUUCGACCUCAUCCUAUCGAACCUAUCGAUCGACACUCGGAACAUCAAGUAGCUCAACAAGUGCUAGUGACAGAACAACAAGUGGAACAUCGUCAUAUCGAUCACGUUAUGAUUAUGAUGAUGCAUACAACAAGUAUGAUAGCAGUUCGUCAUAUGACAAGAAGAGAACUGACUCAUUAUUAUCGACGAGAAUUGGUGUAAGUAAGAAAAACACUAGUAACAAUAGAUAUUCCACAAUCUGCGACACAUUGCCACCUUUGCCACCCAAUGCCCACAAUCAUCACCACCCAUCAUCAUCAUCAUCAACUACUAAUGGUACAUCGUCCAUAAAUAAUUCUAUAUUGAGUAAACGGUCUUUGAGUAGAUCACGUGAUCAAUAUGACAGUAAUAAUAAUAUCACGAAAUCAUCAUCAUCGGACUCUGGCGUUGGUACAUCCGCAAAGAGUAGUGACACAAUGGGUAAAUUGAGCUUAAUGGAUGACUUGGAAUUUUAUGAGAAAUACAGUCCAAGUCGUUAUAUGACAAAAUAUGAAUCGGCACGCUCACGAUCACUCUCGGAUGCGGCACUGACCACGUCUAAUCGUGAAACCUCACCAGCGUCAUCGACAACGUCACUUAAUAAUACACCCACACACACUCCAAAAAGCGAGAUUCGGAGUGUUUCCUUGAGAAAUGCACUACCAACGACAACAAGAACGUGGGAUCGUGACUAUACGUCGGGUGCAUCACUUUAUUCUGGACGUAGUUCAUUAGGUGAUUCAAAAUUGAGCGAUAAUAAAAAAUUGGAUGGUGAGUCAAGAUCGAAUGGAUUGUCAAGUUAUGCAGCUGGUGGUUAUAGGGCACCUAAUGUUUCUCCAUCAAAAUCUCCAGGCCGUGAUAAUCUCUAUGAUCGAAAGACAUCUAGCUUAGCUGAGGGACAAUGUGGAUUAUGGAAUAUAGGAAAUACAUGCUUUAUGAAUUCUGUUCUUCAAUGCUUAAGUCAUACUGUAGACUUGUCGAAAUUUGCUCGUUCCUCAUCAGCAGCAUCAUCAGUUAUUGAUAAAGGCUCAUCGUCAUCGACUAAAGAUCAAAAAAUAUGGUCAGAAUUUUGUAAAUUAAUAACUCAAAUGUGGCAACCGGGUGCAAAAAGUGUCAAUCCAUCAGACUUAAAAAUGGCAUUGAGUAGUAAGUAUCGAAUGUACAGUGGAUCAGCACAACAAGAUUCGCAAGAAUUUCUUAGAUAUUUACUUGAUGCCUUGCACGGUGCUCUUAAUAAAGGUGGACAGAAAGUUUCACUUCACAUUGAGGAAGACAUGAGUGACUUGGAGAAAUCUCAUGAAAUGUGGGAUUGGUAUACGAAACGAGAGAAUUCAAUCAUCAAAGACUUAUUCGUUGGACAAUUAAAGAGCUCAUUGUACUGUACGCAUUGUGAAAAGACAAGUGUUAUGUUUGAUCCGUUUUGGGAUUUAAGUGUGCCAGUUCCCUCAACAUCUUCUAAUUGCAAAUUAGAUAAAUGUCUAGAAAUGUUUACCGUUAAAGAUGUCUUAGAUGGAAAUGAAAUGCCUUACUGUGAUUUCUGUAAAACAACUAGAAAAUGCAUUAAAUGGUUCACAAUUCAGAGUUUCCCAAAAUACUUAGUAAUACAUUUAAAGAGAUUCUCUGAGAUGCGUUGGACGAAAUUAACAAAUAUUGUCGAAUUUCCAACCGGCAUCGGUGAGCUUGACUUAACUCCAUAUGCUGCUGAUUCAAUGGAGAAAUCAGACACACCACCAAUUUAUUCACUUUAUGGAAUCUCCAAUCACAUGGGAUCCACUCAUGGAGGUCAUUACGUCGCUAGCUGCAAACAUCCCGUCACGAAAAAGUGGUUCGAAUACAAUGAUAACUUUGUCAGCGAGACACGAGAGAGUUCAUUAGUGUCAUCGAGUGCCUAUCUACUGUUCUACGAACGAGUGUAA
Molecule: messenger RNA, 2112 nt
Organism: Chironomus riparius
Lineage: Eukaryota; Metazoa; Arthropoda; Insecta; Diptera; Chironomidae
Source: the annotation of a GenBank genome assembly